Messenger RNA from Symsagittifera roscoffensis, 1599 nucleotides. RefSeq lists its product as uncharacterized. The record is from RefSeq and is a predicted model, not a curated record. Bases 1 to 1599 code for a protein of 532 amino acids. The transcript has a single exon. Lineage: Eukaryota; Metazoa; Xenacoelomorpha; Acoela; Convolutidae.
AUGCCUGGAUCGAACGCUGGUGGAAGGCCCGUGGACGCUAUUUGGGAGCAUUUUGAACGACUUCCGAGCAACAAGUCCAAAUGCAGGGUCUGUGGGCAUGAAGCGGCCGCAAAUCCUGAGAGGAUGAAGAAGCAUCAUGCCAAACACGCGGAUUCUGAGAAUCGACCACCGCCCGCAAAGCAGCCCCGAAUCACCGAUUUUACCGUUUCGACGUCCAAAGACGAUAAAAACAAGUUUGAUAUUUUAGUUGGGCGGUUCUUUUUCGAGAACAAUAUCGCAUUCAACAUUGUGGAAUCUACAAGCUUUAAAGAGUUAUGCCAUGCAUUACAUCCAGGGUAUAAGCCACCGAAUCGGAAAAUUCUUGGCAAUGAAAUCCUCGACACCGUGCACACACAGUUGGAAAGCAAGUGUUCAAAGAAACUGAUUGGGAAGGAGGUUACUCUUUGUAUUGACGGAUGGUCGAACACCUGCAACGAUCCUAUUGUGGCAGCUUCGAUCCAGCAUGAAGGAGACGCUUAUAUCAUUGGAUCUCUGGAUACAUCUGGUGAGCCACAUACAGGUGAAUAUUUGGCGGAAGUGACGAUCGAUUUCAUCAAAAAAGCGGAAGAUGCUGAAAAAUAUGGCGCUAAAGUUAUUGCUGUCGUCACGGACAAUGCCGAAAACAUGAACCUAAUGCGUAAAACAAUUGAGGAGAAAAAAGCCGUGAUAACAUACGGCUGUGGAGCGCAUCAGAUGAACUUACUUGCCGGAGACUUGGUACCAACGUCAAUACUCCAUAAAGUAACCGAGGUGGCUAAACUUUUCCGUAACUGCCAUUUACCAAAGGCAUGGCUGGAAGCCGAGGGUUGCCUAAAACCUCCUAUGCCUUCGAGCGUCCGCUGGAACAGCCAUCUCAGUGUUCUACUUUGGUACCAGUCAUCGUGGACUAAAAUAAAGUCAAUUAUACUCCGACAUUCCGAUUAUUUCUCUUCAGGUGCCCCUAAAACGGUAUCGCAACAUAUCAAAAGUUUGGCUCUGUUCCAGCAAGUAGAAGAUUCUGUGAAAUGUUUGAAACCGAUAAAAGAUGCUUUGAAUUGCUUGCAAUCUGACAACAUUUGCGCCGCUGAAGCCGUGGAAGCAUGGAAAGAUAUUUUGGAUGGGUACCGAACUGAAUCAGAGUAUCGAAACUGGCUAGAGGCGGCUGAGAAAAGGUACAACAAAUCGGUGCCGCCAGUUUGGUUUCUUGCCAAUAUUCUACAUCCUCAGUAUGCUGGGAGAAGAUUGACUCCAAAAGAGCUCAAAGAAAAGUAUACCUCUUUGUUGCCAGUCUAUGUUGAUUUCGUAGCGGAGGGUAAAACUGUCUUCAUGGAAAACUGGGCUCCUGCAUCUGGAUGCAAAGUUGAAAACUUCAUCAAGUUGAGCAGAGACGAGCAAGAAAUUAGCCAAGGACUCGCUGAACUGAUGAUCACAAUGCUUAAAUUGAUCCCAAGCACGGCUGGUUUGGAACGGGUUUUCUCAACAAUGGGUUUUGUACACUCGGACUUACGUAAUCGUCUUGGUUCUGAGAAGGUCACAAAACUUGCAUUCUGUUUGCGUUCGCUGAAAUCUCAAGACAAUUGA